CUAAUUAGUAUAGCAAUUCUCCCAAUAAUUUGACAUGUUAAUGACAAGCAAAGUGAGGACUCAGGAGCUAAGAAAAAUACAAAAAAUCGAAACCAGAAAAACCGACCAUCUCCUCUUUACGCAACACGCACAUACAUAUUUGGAUCUUCAAUCGGCCAUUGAAACACACAGCAAACAUGUGUGGGCUUGGAUCUUAGAGUAGAGAUGGGAGGUUUAAUGGUGGAGAGGUAUGAAAAGCUAGGGUUAAAGGAGUCGCUGAGUCGAGCCUAUCAUUACCCAAUUGCUUGUGAAGAGCUAAGCUGUAUUCUAAGAAAUGCAUAUUCUAAAAUCCCCAAAAAUUUGCAAUCUCUCAUCUUUCAGGAUUCCCUCGCUGCCUUUCGCCUCCUCCCUCAAAUGCAGACACAAGCAGCCAUAUCAGCAGCAAAUGGCCUGCUUCACAGCAUCGAGGCUGCAUUACCUAAACAAAAAAAAGUUUUAGCUGCAUCUGAAUUUAAACAGGCUAUGGUUGCUCAAAGGAGGCGACGGAAGGUCCAACCAAUGGUAGAAGGUAGGAGCCAACUUCCUCAGGAUAUUCUUGUACACAUAUUUGGCUUCUUAGAUUUAACGUCUCUUGUCACUGCCUCUUUAGUCUGCAGGUCGUGGAGUGUGGCAGCUAGUGACAACCAUCUGUGGCAGUCGAUGCAUAUUAGCUUUUUCGGAAGGCCAAGUGACAACCCAAAUAUUAUCAGGCUUACCUAUGGUGUGGAGAGAAUUACUUUUACUCCGGGAAAUACCACCACAGCUAGUGUUGACUGGAGAGAUGCUUUCAAGCGAGCUUAUAGAGGAAUUUCAAGAAAGGUAACAUCCCAGAGGGGCUUUUGCAAGCAGUGCAAUUCAAUUGUUUGGCUGAGUAAUUCCAAGUGUUCCAAUGAAUGCUUUGGGAAAAUUUCUGAUGAACAUCAGAUCAUGCCUGUGUCAAUUAAACAGAUUGUGGACUACGUAAUAGAGGAGUCCAUACCUUCCUCAGAUAGUGACAGUGAUACAGAUGACUCGGUUGAUGGCUCACUCUUCAAGCUGUGGGCGUAUCCCAUGAGAUUUGGCGAGCCGCAUGCUCGAUGUGGUAGCAUAUAGAAGAUCUUUGUUAAUAUAUCGAGACAAACAGUUCAUUGGCUGGGGACUGAAACAAUGAGGUAAAGGAUUGUAAUUAAUGUCCACGUUCAAAUAUCAAUCAAAUGUGACAGUUAAUUAGCCUUCUCCGUUGUUUUGUCCUUUUUGUUGUUUCUGGCUUGGUUGGGGAGCUUUACAGUUUAUGUGAAAUGGUCGAAUUACAUCCUUUUUACGU
This is a messenger RNA of Nicotiana attenuata, 1321 nucleotides long. Its product is annotated as F-box protein At5g52880. Lineage: Eukaryota; Viridiplantae; Streptophyta; Magnoliopsida; Solanales; Solanaceae. The record is from RefSeq and is a predicted model, not a curated record. The transcript is spliced from 6 exons. Gene Ontology annotation, molecular function: protein binding. Bases 205 to 1110 code for a protein of 301 amino acids.